CAAGACAUCUCCACCCUACAGUAUUCAAACCUCUCUCUUGCCACUGCCCCUGCUGAUUUUGCCCCAGCAAACUCUUUAAAUUACCCUGUAACCCAGCCCAGUACAGCCUCUCAUUUUAACCAGACCUCCUUUAGUACUUAAGACCGUCGCCAACAUCCCUGUCCUCUCCAGCCUCAGGACCAGUUCAAUGGUGGAUUGUUACAGUAUACAUUCUUCUACGGGACAAGGGACUCUUAAGUUGCCAGCAUGUCUAUUGCCAACACAGCCGCCCAGGCAAUGCUCUCCGAUGCCCUGCUGAGGGACAGUAAUGGCGACAGACACCUGGAAUUGGAUUUGCCUUUGGAUAAAGUCAUCAAGUUUGUAUCUGUGGGUCUGCCACUGCUUCUGGUGUCCAUGGCAUUUGCCAGAGAGAUUUCCAUCGGACCACAGAUCAGCUGCUUUCCUCCCAACAACUUCACAGCAAAGCAGGCAGCAUAUGUAGACACAUACUGCUGGGACUCUCUAAUGCACCACGAGUUUGACACAGAUGGAAACUUUGAAGAACGUUCACUGUGGGUGCACAAAAUUUUUCCAUACUCCUUAUUGGUCAUGGCCGUGAUGAUGUACAUACCUACUUUGAUAUGGCGUUUUCUGGCCACGCCCAGCCUGAGCUCUGACCUGCUCUUUAUCAUUGAUGAACUGGACAAAUCUUACAACCGCUCCGUCCGUCUGGCUCAAAACAUUCUGGAGCUUAAAGAAAGAACCGAUGACCCUUUGCAGUUUCAAGCUGAGCUUGAGAGAGCCAAACGCAUGCGAUACUUUGAGUACCCCCUGCUGGAGAGAUACAUGCAGUGCAAGCAUGGCUCCUAUUUCCUGGUCAGCAUGCUUUUCUUGCGAAGUUUCCUUCUGCUGACCUUCAUGUCUGCAUCGUGCCUGUACUUGGUCUACUUCCACCUCUCCGCGUUCCUGCAAGAUGAAUUCAGCUGUUACGUACGCACCGGGCUCCUGCGUGACCAGCCCUGGGUGCCUGAGCUCGUUCAGUGUAAAAUGACUGGCCUGCUUGUGUUCCAGGUCAUUAGCGUGGCUAACGGCGCCGUCUAUGUGCUGCUGGGCCCUAUUGUUCUCUUUAGCCUACUGCGAUUGUUCUGUUGGGACACGACCUUCCUCUCUCUUUACGAGGUGCUGCCUGCGUUAGGCCUCAUCAGCGGGCAGAAACUGGGCUGCCCGCUUAAUGACCUGAACGUGCUGCUGCUCUUCCUACGCGCCAACGUAGCACAACUGCGUUCGUACGGGCGCCUGAGGGCCGUCUGUUCCCUCGCGCCUCCUCGAGUGAAGACCGGAAAGCGCUUGAUGACGGAGGAGCAGGCUGAAGAGGCGGCGGAGGCUGUGGAAGAGCUCGAGGAGGAGAUUAGGGAGGCCAGAGAGGAGGGCAAGCUUAAUCUUGUAGACCUCAUGACUGCGUUGGGAGCAGCCAGAGGGAAAGUAGUGCACUGCCCACAGCAGCACCCCCUUGUGGAGGAAGACAUGACGCUCGAGCCAAACCACCAUGGGUACCAUGAGUUGCAGGAGACUACAACAUGUUGUUUUGCCUAAAGCACCAACCAGUGGACUGGUCCUAAAGGCCUUGUAGAACAGCUAAAUCUAUGAGAUGAAUAAUGAUGAAGAUAGCGAUUAGUUUACUCUUUAAAAUCAUUUUCUUUCAGUCUAGAAUUAAAAUUAAAGCCUAGACUUAAAUAAAUCCCUAUGGGUGUCUGACACACCUAAGGAAUACAAAAAGCAGAAAUCUGCAUUAUAAUAUAACCUUUCAAAAAGCCUCCAAAAUAGAGUUUCCAUACUGUAUAACUUAAGCAUAUUACAUAUCUCUAUUUAUUUUUUAUUUUUUUCAUUCUAAUUAUCUAUUCUGGGUUGAUACUAAGCAUAAUCAUCUUUUGUAAGUGAAAUAAAUUGUUUGUAUCUGA
Misgurnus anguillicaudatus (oriental weatherfish) is the source of this 1937-nucleotide messenger RNA. NCBI's taxonomy places the organism in Eukaryota, Metazoa, Chordata, Actinopteri, Cypriniformes, Cobitidae. The record is from RefSeq and is a predicted model, not a curated record.